Messenger RNA from Hibiscus syriacus, 663 nucleotides. RefSeq names its product cytochrome b561 and DOMON domain-containing protein At4g17280-like. The coding region runs from base 1 to 663 and encodes 220 amino acids. Lineage: Eukaryota; Viridiplantae; Streptophyta; Magnoliopsida; Malvales; Malvaceae. The record is from RefSeq and is a predicted model, not a curated record. The transcript has 3 exons.
AUGGAGCACCAGCUGCAAGCUACAUCGGUUGAGAGGACUGAAAGUGGAGUGACAUCAGGCCUUAGACCAUGGAAAGGUCAAAAUAACUGGCGACACAGCCACCACCUAAAGAAUGUGCAUGGGAUUCUAAACAUCAUUGGGUGGGGGUUCUUGUUGCCCACAGGAGCCAUAGUGGCAAGGAAUUUCAGAAAUUUCCCUUUGAAAUGCGAGGAAUGGUACCAACUUCACACGCUAUGCCAAACUUCUGGGUACAUAAUUGGCACAGUUGGAUGGGGCAUUGGCAUAUGGUUGGGGAAUUCUUCCAGGCAAUACAUUUUGAAGCCUCAUCGGAUUCUGGGAAUCAUUAUAUUUACUUUUGCGACUCUACAAAUGUUGGCACUGUGGUUGCAACCGAAGAAGGAAGACCAGUUUCGCAAGUUGUGGGAGAUUUACCAUCAUGUUUUAGGGUAUGCCGUGAUUGUUCUUAGCGUUGCUAACAUAUUCGAAGGGAUCGGCAAUAUCCGAAGCCAUGCUGCUGAGAUAUGGAGGUGGUUUUAUGUGGGAAUGCUCAUCGUUUUAGCUUUAACGGCUGUGGCAUUGGAAAUGUAUAGAUGGAUCAAGUCCAAGAAUCAACAGCAGAUGGCAUUUGAUGACGGCCAAAUAUAUGCUUCCCAACAAAUUUAA